CAGGAAGCUUUGUGCAAGAGUGAAAGAGCUCGAGUUAUGGAAAAACAGAAAUAUGCUCCAGUGUGGAAGCUCAGGAAGAGCCCACCAUCUGACUGGUAUCUACCACUUGACCAUGACAAAUCAAAUUAACAAAACUGUUUUCUGUGUUUGGUCAUUAACAUAAUACACAAUUCAGAAUUAUGCUUUUUUUUUUCCCUUCUGCAUCAUCUUGAAGUUAUUCAACUGUACCUCUGCCCUACAAUACUUUAGCACUCACUCAAAAAUUCUGAAAUUUUAUUUUAACACUGAAUAUUUUUAAAGGGAGAUUUGAAGUGCUUAAUUUGGUUGUGGUCUUUUAGUGUUGACUUACAUAGCAGGAUUUCAUUUCAGCAGGCACUUUUCAAUUAAUGCAUACAUGCUCUAGCUAUGAAGGCCUCUUGCCCUACCAGCUGGCAUGAGCACUUCUGGAACAAGGUACCCACUCCAGGCCUGCCAAAUGGGGGGGAAAAACAAGGUGGGACUCUUUCUUGCUGGCUCAGGACAAUCCCAAACACUGGCAUUUAAAGACAUUUCCAGAAUCAGGGUUGUGGUGGUUGAAGAGCUUCUCACCUGUGGGCUGCACACCCUGGAACUGCUCUCCACUGGUGCUGUGUGUUGUGGGACUAUUCAGAACUACUCAAAAAUAAAGGUUUAAACGAA
Molecule: messenger RNA, 678 nt
Organism: Zonotrichia albicollis (white-throated sparrow)
Lineage: Eukaryota; Metazoa; Chordata; Aves; Passeriformes; Passerellidae
Source: RefSeq, a predicted model, not a curated record